AAGUCACUAACAACGCUGUCGCUGUCCGAUCGCUAUCAAAAGCAAAACGGGAGUUCUUCACGCGAACGGUGGGCACGCACUCCAUGUUAUAGAUUCCGAGUAGCAUAGAAGACUUUCCAUGUCGGCAUUGUGAAUGUAAAAGAUGAGUGACUAUUCAGCGGUAGCGCCGCCACCACAGCAGAAUUUCAACACAUCGUCGGCGUUUGCCGCCGCCCUCCAACGAGCGAAACAAAUAGCGGCAAAAAUCAACCCUACCGCGGGCGCGGGACAGAAGCGGCCUUUGGAAGAUGGGCAAGAAGAGGGAUUAAUUUUAGAGCCCGAUAGCAAGAAACUAGCAACUUCAAUGGUUGGAAAUGUUCCCAGACCAAUGGGACAGAGUAUGGGGCAGCCGGCCCUUGGGGGUGGACCUCAGAUUAAUGAAGACAUCAAGGUCCCUGAUAAAAUGGUUGGAUUGAUAAUAGGAAGGGGUGGCGAACAAAUAACGCGCUUACAGGUCGAGUCCGGCUGUAAGAUUCAGAUGGCACCCGACUCUGCUGGUCAGCCGGAACGCGUUUGCUCGUUGUCGGGCUCGCGUGAGGCUAUCACCAGAGCAAAGGAGCUCAUCAUGAAUAUCGUGCACCAGCGCGGACGUUCCGAAGGCAUCGCCGGGCUCGAUCUUGGACCCGGACUUGGACAGGGUGCAAAUGGCAAUGCGGGGCGUAACUUUGUGGAAAUAAUGGUUCCCGGCCCGAAAGUCGGAUUGAUAAUCGGCAAGGGCGGGGAAACAAUAAAACAAUUACAGGAACGUUCCGGUGCCAAAAUGGUUGUCAUUCAAGAUGGUCCCAAUCAAGAACAGGAAAAACCUCUACGCAUUAGCGGCGAUCCCGCGAAAGUAGAAUACGCAAAACAAUUGGUUUACGAUCUGAUUGCUGAAAAAGAAAUGCAGGCUUUCAAUCGAGGAGGAAGUGGCGGUGGAGGUCAGGGCGGAGGAGGUGGUCGCGAUCGUGGUGAUCGCGGAGGUCAAGGUUUCCAAGGUGGCAACGACUAUGGUAAUGGUGGCGGCGGUGGCGGAGGAGGCGGCAAUGAAGUAGAAGUACUAGUUCCACGGGCAGCUGUCGGUGUUGUUAUCGGCAAGGGAGGAGAUAUGAUAAAGAAAAUCCAAGCUGAAACCGGCGCAAGAGUGCAAUUCCAACAAGCCAGAGACGAGGGACCCGGCGAGAGGCGGUGUUACCUCUCUGGCAAACCACAGAAUGUCGAACAAGCUCGUCAAAGAAUAGAGGAGCUUAUCGAUAGUGUAAUUCGACGUGAUGGCGACGGAAACGGCGGUGGCCGAAACGGUGGCGGCAACCGAGGCAACAGAGACAGGUUUGACGGACGGGGAAAUGGCCGGAAUGGUGGAAAUGAUUAUCAGGGUUGGGAUGAUCGGCGGCAGUCCGCUGAGGUAACGUUCACAGUGCCUGCUUCCAAAUGUGGCGUUAUUAUUGGCCGAGGUGGCGACACGAUAAAGCAGAUUAACAUGAAUUCGGGUGCGCAUUGCGAGCUUGAUCGGCGCUCACCAGCACAUCCAAAUGGUGACAAAACUUUUAUUAUUCGUGGCGAGCCGGAGCAAAUUGAGGCGGCGAAGCGUAUUAUUAGCGAUAAGGUUCAACUACCCAUCAAUUUUGUUGCGGCGGGUGGUAAUGUCUCCAAUGCUCUCCCUACUGGUUACAAUCCCCAGGGUUGGGGUGUGCCAGGCUUCCAGCAGCAGUGGAACGGUCCACAACAAGCCGGUAACGGUGCCGAUGGAGGACAGCAAGCUGGUGUACCUGGCGGCAGUGUACAAAUGCCAGGAGGUACGGGUCAACCCGAUUAUUCACUGCAAUGGGCUGAGUACUACCGAUCACUGGGCAUGCAUCGAGAAGCAGAGAUGAUAGAACAACAGUCAAAAACCAAAGGUCCCACACCUACCAGUGCGCCAACGCCAAGUUUAGCGAACGCUGCGAAUCCCACGCACUCAGCAACUGCACAAGCAGCAGCGGCCGCUGCUGCCGCAGGAGGUGCGCAACCUGCAGCGAAUGGUCAACCAGAUUACAGCGCUCAGUGGGCGGAUUAUUAUCGUAGCUUGGGCAAACAUAAAGAAGCUGAAGCGAUUGAAGCGCAGAUGAAAAACAAAAGUUCUGCACCGCCAGCUGGUACCCAACCAAACCUGCAAUCUUCGCAGGCAUCGAUGACGACAGCUUACCAGCAGUCGUACGGUGCAUACCAAGGACAAACAGGUUAUUAUGGUGCGCAAGCUGGACAGACAGCAUCCGUUCCACAGGGCGCUGCCGGUCAAUAUAACUUUGGUUACGGUUAUGGCGGUGCCCCCGGCACGCAGGGGCAAGCCCCACCGCAGACGCAGCAGCCGUCCUCCGACUGAAUGAUCUCAACAACGCGCCCCCAGUCGGCAUCGACACACAAAACGUGAGUACCCCAUCACACACCGCCCUUUCGUGGCUUAACUGUACUUUUAUAUACGUGUAUUUGCGUUCGGAUUGUCCUCUCUUCGAUUUUGUUUAUAUUUUUAUAAUCGACUACGUCCUUAACGCUUAUCAUACAUUACAAUUAUGUUUUUACGAUUGGUUCGGGCGACGAACGAUCCAUUGAGGGUCGUCAACUCGUAUUUCGAAUUUUCUUUUAUAUCUGAGAUAAAUGAUUACACACUAAGAUAAAAUUUUCUAAUCGAAUAUCGCACCACCACAACCUUGUCGCCAUUUUGUAUAUUAUAUAUAUCUGUGUUUUUGUACAUUCACGCAUUUACAUAUUGACUUGAAAGUGCAAAACUAAUUAUUUGGUGAUUACUUGCUGCACGUGAUUUAUUGACAUGACUUUGAAUUGAUUUGUUGAUUUAUUAAUCGAUGUUUGUAUUGACAUUGUGUUUGAUUUGUGUGCUAUUAUGCUCUUUCUCUCUCCUUGUCGAUUCAUUAUUUGGAGUUAGGUAUUACAGACAGGGCAGAGAGGGCAGGCGAGACUUGGCAGCAACCUGCGCGUAGGCGACCGUAGUUUUAUUUCUUUCAUAUACAAUAUACCUAAUUGGCUACACGAUUUAUUCGCUUACCUUUGUUUGCUCUUAACACUUUUAUUCUUAAUGUAAUCACUUAAUGUUUUUCAUGUACUUAUAAUACUAUCUUUGAUUCAUUGUAAUGCUGGAGCAGAGUAAGUUACACAUAGUUUUGGAGUAGAUACAACAAGGGGAUGCUUAGUGAGUUAUUUAUUAUUGCAAUAUGUGCAGUCAGAAGAAUGGAUUUUGUUUUAAGGCUUUGUAUUGUUAGAUAUCAAAAUACGUUCUUCAGACGCCUAUUGCAAUAUAAAAUCUAUUCGAAAUUAAUUGCAUCCCUUUGUUUCUUCCAAUAACUUGGAUAACUUGGGGUUAUUUGGAGAAAAUGCUCAUUUGUUACAUGUAUUUUGAAUUUGUUGAUAGUAUUGUUAGUGAAUUUACAGGCAAAAACAAAAUCUGGGUCCGAUGCAUAUAGCGACCGCUUCCAAUCUUGUGUUUUCUUGUGCAAUUUACAGAUAAAUCCUAUGAAUAUCGCCGCCGCCACUUGAAUUUGCCAUUUUAUGUCUCGGUCAUCAAUUGCCAAGGACGGCGUGCUUGACUAAUUUUCGCAAAUUACGGUUGUUAAACAAAAAAAAAAUAAGACGAACCUAUGAUGAACCAUGCUGAUGAUGAUGCAGACGAUGAACAUUACCAUAACAUGUGCAUAAUGUGUAUCCCUUUGAUGAAAACGUUAUUGGUGUUUGAUACUGAUGCUAUUGAAGGUUGAACAUUCACAUUGAACAUGUUUGAUUGCGAUUUGUUGGGUUGGUUGUUGCCGAAAGCGUAGAAUUUAGGUGCGUCGGAUGCGGCGCUGAAGAAAUCAUCUCGAAGACAGCCGAAGAUAUUCACCAGCCGCUUAAAGUUACAAAUCAUUCUAUGAACUCUUUAAUCGAAAAGUAUUAAGCGUAUUAAGUGCUCUAUUCGGCGACGCGCGCAAGAGGAAUGUGCGAAAUUAUAUAUUUGCGAUUGUUUGUUUAUUAAGUAUAAUCGAUUUCUUUCGUUGAAUAUGUUUCUCUUUCAUCGUACAUUCGGUAUAAGUUAAGUAAUGGUUUAAUCCAUGCGACUUUACUUAUUCCGACGUAUAUUUGCUUUUGUAAUGGCUUAAUACGUAUACUUUUUGUUCACUUUUAUAAAAUAUUAAUUUAACUUUCUCACGUACCGCUUAAUUAUGAAAGAAUUAAAGAAUUUAAACUUCAAUGACGAGAAAGUAAUGGUAUAAUAUAUUAGAUAUAGGAAUGAUGAAAGACGUUAAGCUACAUACUAAGAACUUGAAUAAUUGAUUGUACAUAGAAUAUUUUGAAGUAUGCAUAGCAGAUUGGAGAGUUGACGAAUUUGAAAAUAAAACGAAACGUUGAAAAUGUCUUCUACAAAACAAAAUUUAAGAAUAAAAUUACUGAAUAUUCAAACUUAAUGCACGAUUAAGAGAAUAAAUAAUUAUAUAGCUUCCAGAUUACAUUUAAAUACGUUUACGACGAAUUAAAGAAAGCUUAGAUAGUAGUUAGUUACAACAUAUUUAGCGUAAGAAUAAGUACAUAAUUGAAAAGAUAAGUUUUAAAUUUACUGGCCAUACUGGACACAACUCAUGAACAUCAACACGACUAACAACACAAAUGUAGCAUUAUAAGCGAUGACAUGAUUAUAGAAACAUAAAUGGUUCACACACGUUUGUAGGUUUUCCUUGGCGAAAGAAAUAAUUUCGAUCAUAUGUAUUCAAUUCAUUAAUCAUUAUUUUAUAUUAUAUAUAUGCUCAUGUAUUUUCUAUUUUCGUACGUUGCAACAAAUUGUGCAUUGAUUUUUGCAGGUGGCAACCCACUAUUCACAAAUUUGUGUAGCUCAAAACUUGCGUCAAAUUUCAUAAACUGUGUAUGUAUAGCAAUGUGUUGCAGGAUUGCGCAUGCAGAUUGUACAUUUUUAGGCAUCGUGGAUGGACUGACCUAUGAGGAACGCAUUUUGUUUUUAUCAAAUGAAAAAUGAAUCUCGUGUUGGCCACGCAUAUAUAUCUAUUAACAUAUUAACGUCUUUUACUAUAAUAUUCGUAAUAUUUUUGUUUCUUUGCCACGCAACGUCGUUAUUUUCCUAUGUUCUCUGAUAUAACUUGACGAUUUGUAUUAACCAUGAGACCGAAGACAUUUUUGAACACACACACAUAAACAUGAUUAUUCAUAUUCUAUCUAUACUCGAUAGCGAAUAAUAUUUAAUAAGUAUGCUCUUAUAUUAUGAUUAUGAUAUGAUUACGAUUAAACAUUAAUACCAU
Dalotia coriaria is the source of this 5288-nucleotide messenger RNA. Its product is annotated as far upstream element-binding protein 3-like. Bases 143 to 2377 code for a protein of 744 amino acids. Gene Ontology annotation, cellular component: cytoplasm; nucleus. The record is from RefSeq and is a predicted model, not a curated record. The transcript has 10 exons. Lineage: Eukaryota; Metazoa; Arthropoda; Insecta; Coleoptera; Staphylinidae. Gene Ontology annotation, molecular function: mRNA binding. Gene Ontology annotation, biological process: regulation of alternative mRNA splicing, via spliceosome; regulation of DNA-templated transcription; mRNA processing.